AUGCGCGAUGCUCUGCUUUUUCUGAAUCUCGAAACGCCCAUGCACCAGUGGCGAUUGCUCUCGGCAACGACAAGAAUAUGGAGAAAAGGCAAUAUUCGUACACUCAAAGAUCCUUCGAGAUGCAUCUUAACCUCGACAUUCGACCCGACCAUUCGUGACUUCACCAAAGCGCUGACGAAGCAACAGCCAACUUUCCAAGUUCCACCUGGGUCUAUACGCAUUUUGACGGAACCCCCUGAGUUCUACAAGAUGUUGCUGGACAUGAUCAACCAAGCAGAGCAGCGCAUUUUUCUCUCUUCGUUGUACGUUGGCGCGGAGGAGCAAGAGCUGAUAGACUCUCUGGCGUGUCGACUUCGUGACAAGCCGUCUUUGCAGCUAAAUCUUGUCUUGGACUUGAAUCGUUCCACGCGUCCCGGGCCGGACUCAACAGCGAAGAUUCUUCUGCCUCUCCUGCAUGAGUUUCCGUCGCGGGUUCAUAUAUCAAUGUUCCGCAGCCCAAGUCUACGUGGAAUUCUCGCUAAGAUUGUACCACCACGGUUCAACGAAGGCUGGGGCACCUGGCAUGCCAAAAUUUAUGGUUCCGACGACAGCGUUAUGAUCAGUGGGGCAAAUUUAAAUAAAUCCUACUUCACCAAUCGUCAGGAUCGCUAUGUUCACGUUGCCGACGACAAAGCCCUCGCGCAAUACUGUUUUGACUAUAUGCAGACCGCCGCAAAAUUUUCAUAUCAACUAUUACCCGCCCAUAGCGUUCGUCUGGCCGCCAAUUCCAACAAUAGAUAUUCUUACACCUACGAAGAUUAUACCCUUCACUGGCCUGAUCCUGAUACCCAUCCCCAUCAUUUCAAUCUCGUGGCCGAGACCGAGUUCUCUACGCUUCAGAGAUUAUACCGUGAAAAGGCGACACUCCAUCCCGUAACUCGUAUAACACCACAGGGUCGGAACGUCCUUCUCUUUGCCAUUAUUCAGGCCGGCCAGUUCAAUAUACGGGAGGAAGAGUCUGUGUUUAGACUGCUGUUCCGUCACCUCACCCGAACCGUCACGUCAAUGCGCCCACUGCUGGAUCUGACCAGCGGAUAUUUCAGCCUGUACGCACCGUAUCAGAAAUUAAUACUCGACGCUGCCAAUGUUGACUGUCGGAUUGUGGCAGCCGGACCCAAGGCGAACGGAUUUUACGGCUCGAAGGGAAUAUCUGGCAGAAUUCCGGAAGGUUACACCUUGUAUGAGCAGCGGUUCAUGAGAGCUGUCUCCAAGGCAAAACGUUUAUGGCAUGGAGAAUCGCGAGGCGGAGAAGGAAGAGGCGUGCUGUUGGGCGAGUGGGAAAAGCCAGGAUGGACGUAUCAUGCGAAAGGAAUAUGGCUGUCUCCGAACGCGACAUCACCGCCAGUCUUAACCCUGUUUGGCUCCACAAAUCUGAAUGCGCGGUCCGCACACAUUGACACGGAGCUCUCAUUCCUUAUGGUCGUUCCAUCGGAAGGACUGACGGUUUCUGCCGCUGAAGAACGCACUAAGGAUAUCCCUUCCUUUCCUGACGCGCCGCAGGACCAGCAGCUGUUGUCAUUACGCCAGGAGCUCGCUCGGGAGAUCGACGGUAUUCGGUCUAACGCGGGUGAAUGGAAAGGCGGCCAUCGGAAGGUCCGUUGGACCACAAGACUUAUCGUCUGGCUAGUUAAAGGGAUGCUCUGA
Messenger RNA from Cyclocybe aegerita, 1683 nucleotides. The record is from the annotation of a GenBank genome assembly. Lineage: Eukaryota; Fungi; Basidiomycota; Agaricomycetes; Agaricales; Hemipholiotaceae.